Molecule: messenger RNA, 1398 nt
Organism: Aspergillus uvarum CBS 121591
Lineage: Eukaryota; Fungi; Ascomycota; Eurotiomycetes; Eurotiales; Aspergillaceae
Product: putative RING finger domain protein
Exons: 5
Coding region: 1-1398 (465 amino acids)
Source: RefSeq, a predicted model, not a curated record
AUGGCCGACGCCGCCGGAGACCGUGUCAUGUGUCAUGCUUGCGGCGGCGUCUGGCCGCGCAGCGAGCACGGCCUGAUUUGUCCGCAAUGCCAGUCGGACUUUACCGAGAUUGUCGAAAUCCCUCCCGACCCCGAUGAAGCGCCGUCUCUUACCUCCGACCGUCCCGACUCUGCUGCCUCUCCCCGAUCUGCCGGCUCUCCACUCAACCCUUGGGCUGAUCAUAACCCCUGGGCUGCCCAAGGUGAUCAUGACCGUAAUGAUGGCAAUCAGCUCCGGGAUUCCGGAGGUGGAUUCCAGCAUCGCACAUACCGAUCCCCGGACGGUCGCUUCACUUUCUCCACGACCACCUACACGCAUGGCUUCGGCGGGCAGUCACCGUCCACGCAGACCACUUCGAACCUCGACCCGUUGCUGAUGGUACAGAAUAUGGACAACAUUUUCCGGGGUUUAACAAGCACCUACCACAAUCGCGAGCGUUCGGCCUCUGUGUCCAGCUCGGGCCAGGCCUCUAGCCAGCCUCGGGGACAGGGACAACGUCUGGGCUCUUUUGAAUUCAAUAUUGAAACAGGGAAUUCCGCAACGUCCAGCCAGGAUGGUGGCCUACAUCCUCGAGACGCGGAUGGUCCGCAGCCGAUAAAUAAUCCGCUGCGGACCUUGAGUGAUAUUCUUGAGUUAUUCCGUACAGAUUUGGGUGCCAACGCCCAAGCGGCUGGAAAUGGCGGCGCACGAGGGGUGACAGGGACCAACCCGCUGGCGAUGCUGUCGUCGCUAUUGAGUUUCGAUCGAAUGGGCGACGCGGUCUAUUCGCAAGAGGAGCUAGACAGGGUGAUCUCUCAGCUGAUUGAUCAGACUGCCAACCGCGGCGCACCUCCUCCGGCUCCUGCAACUGCUAUUCGAUCCCUGCCGAAGAAGAAGGUUGACACGGAAAUGCUGGGCCAUGAAGGCCGAGCUGAAUGCUCGAUUUGCAUGGAUGCUGUGGAGGUUGGGACCGAAGUGACUGUGCUUCCUUGCAAGCAUUGGUUUCACUAUAAUUGCAUCGAGCUUUGGCUGAACCAACAUAACACCUGUCCUCAUUGCCGGCGGGGUAUAGAUUCCCCCCAGACUGAAGGAACAAGCGAUAACCCGGUGGUAAUCGCCGAUAGUCCUGAGCCUGUUUCGCGGCGCACAAGCAGUGCCGCGGCCAACCCCGGUAGAUCGUCUCAGCCGCCCCCUGGCGCUUGGCCUGAACAAUCACCCUCAUCGUGGAGCUCGCGGUCAUUCUCAUCUUGGUCAGCUACCCAGGACCGGAAUCAUGGACAGGACCAACGACGAGAUAGCCGUGGUGAGGGAUCUAGCACUGGCUCCGGAUUUACGGGCUGGGUGCGCAAUCGGUUGGGAGGAGGGGGAAGCAGCAGCUAG